Messenger RNA from Teleopsis dalmanni, 2959 nucleotides. RefSeq names its product membrane alanyl aminopeptidase. The record is from RefSeq and is a predicted model, not a curated record. The coding region runs from base 1 to 2808 and encodes 935 amino acids. Gene Ontology annotation, biological process: proteolysis; peptide catabolic process. The transcript is spliced from 6 exons. Gene Ontology annotation, molecular function: metalloaminopeptidase activity; peptide binding; zinc ion binding. NCBI's taxonomy places the organism in Eukaryota, Metazoa, Arthropoda, Insecta, Diptera, Diopsidae. Gene Ontology annotation, cellular component: cytoplasm.
AUGAAAUUACUAAGUACAGCUGUCGUUUUGGCAGCAUGCUUAUGCUUAGCGCUCAGUGCACCUGCGAAUGACUUGGACGUGCCAACACCUUUUGCAGAGGGUGACACAAAUUAUCGUCUCUCUGAGGACAUCUCACCAGUACAGUAUAAUAUUUCAAUACGACCAUAUCUUUUGGAAAGUGAUGGAGAUAAACGUUUCAAAUUCGAUGGCGAAGUCUAUAUUGAGAUUUUGACGAAUAAAGCAACUACAACUAUAGAAUUACACACCAAAAAUUUAACAAUUUCAGAAAAGCAGUAUUGGAUGAAAGGAGCUACAACUCAGACAAAUUUGCCAAAUGGUGUACUUAACGAUGCAACCGAUAUAAUCAAAUACACAUUAACCACAACAUUGCCAGCAAAAAGUACUGUCAUUUUGCACUUUAAAUAUACCGGAUUAAUGCAAGAAGAUAUGUACGGUUUCUAUCGCAGUUCCUAUAAUGACAGCAGCAAUACCGUAAAAUGGAUUGGCUCAACACAAUUCCAAACGAAUCAUGCUAGACGCGCUUUUCCAUCAUUCGAUGAACCAAAAUUUAAAGCCACUUUCAAUGUGAAUAUCACACGUCACAAAAGCUAUAAAUCUGCCAGUAACACAGAAGCAACUAAUUAUGUAGUUAAUGGCGAUUACGUCACAGAUAUUUACAGCACUACUCCAAACAUGUCUACUUAUCUGUUGGCUUUUCUAGUAUCCGAUUUUGCUGAACGUACUGAUGGUCAGUUUGGUGUGCUCGCUCGUCCAGAUUAUUACGCACAAACUGAGUAUAGCUUUAAUGUUGGCCGAAAAAUAUUGAAAGAAUUAGACACAUACUUAGCCUAUCCUUACUACAGCAUGGGCAAUGCCAAAAUGCAGAUGGUAGCCGUACCCGAUUUUUCGGCUGGUGCUAUGGAAAAUUGGGGUUUACUAACUUAUAGAGAACGUUCUUUAUUAGUGCAGAAUGGCUCAACUCCACUGAGUUCACAGCAAGCUAUUGCAGCAGUUAUAGCACAUGAACAAGCACAUAUGUGGUUCGGAGAUCUCGUUACAUGUAAUUGGUGGAGUUGGACUUGGUUAAAUGAAGGCUUUGCACGUUACUUCCAAUACUUUGGCACAGCAAUGGUUGAGACUGAAUUAGAAUUGGAGAAACAAUUCAUUGUUGAUCAAAUUCAAGCUGUUAUGCAAAUGGACUCCACAUAUAAUACCAAUCCAAUGAGUGAUCUCAAUACCAAUACACCUUCUGAUCUUAGUCGGAUGUUUAACAGUAUUUCGUACAAUAAAGGCGCAUCAUUCAUUCGUAUGGUCAAGCACGUCAUGGGCGAAGCCAAAUUCCAAAAAUCAUUGCAAGAAUACCUUAAGAAAUACCAGUUUCUAACUACUGUUCCUGACAAUCUGUUUGAUUUCUGGAAAGCUAAUUUUAACACAAACUUCCUUACUUACGCUGAUGGCCUAUUUUCCAAUUUCACUACUCAAGUGGGUUAUCCACUAGUGUACGUUGAUGUUGCGAAUGAUGGUUCUAGUUUUGUAUUAUCACAGAAACGCUUUCUUUUAAAGGAUAAUGAUGGCUCAGAUAAAGACCUGCAAUACACCGUACCAAUAUCUUACACCACCAGCAACGAGAAAAAUUUUACCGACACCGAUCCAAAAUUUUUCAUUGUGCCAAAAGAAAAUAAAACGCAGUCUCUAGGUAAAGCUUCUUCUUGGAUCAUAUUGAAUGUACAGCAAACGGGUUAUUACCGUGUUAAUUAUUCCACAAAUGCCUGGAAGAAUUUAGGCACAGCGCUUAAAAAAAGUAACUUUGAUGGCAUACAUGAAAUGAAUCGUGCGCAAAUAGUAGACGAUUUGUUUAACUUGGCACGUGCCGGCAUUCAGAACUAUGAAUUAACUUUGGAAAUUAUGGAUUACUUAGCUUCCGAAACACACUACUUGCCAUGGACAGCAGCUUUCAAUGGUUACAAUUACUUAUCAAUACGUCUUGGAACCGAUACAAAAGAUUUCAGCAUUUAUUUACGAAAUUUAAUGGAAAAGGCAUACAAUAAAUUGGGCUUUUCUGAUGGUUCUAAUGAUACUGCACUUGAUAUCUACACUCGUACCAAAAUACUUUCUUGGUCUUGUAGAUACGGUAACGAUGACUGCACAUCAAAAGCCGAAGGGUAUUUUAAAAACAUGCUUUUUAAUGGAAGAUCAGUACCAGCUAACAUUCGUAGUGUGGUUUACUGCUCCGCUGUGCGCGAAGAUAGCGAGAGUUAUUAUUCUUUCUUAUACAAAAUGUAUAGAACUGCAACUGUUGCCACUGAGGAAACACUUAUUCUAAAUGCCUUGGGUUGUGUUAAGAGUGAAAAAUUCCGGAAAACACAUUUCAAUAACAUCUUAACGGAUGAAGUGCGUCGUCAAGACAAAUCCAGUGCAUUAUCUAGCUUGUACACCGAAAAUAAUGAGAAUGUAGAACCUAUGUUCGAUUUAGUGACCGCUAAUUAUGAGGAAGUACAAAAAGCUAUGGGUGGAUAUUCGGCAUGCGCUACUGUUAUCGCCAACAUAGCAUCACGUUUCACCACAGAGGCACAAAAGAAGAAACUGGAGGAGUUCAACAAAAACCAUGGUGCAAAAUUCGGCGCAGCGGUUUCCACGCUUAAUAAUGCAGAAAAAACCGUUGCUGAGAACUUGGAAUGGUCCGCAAGUAAAUUAGCUAUAUUCAAGGAACACCUUUCGAAGCGUGUUGGAGACGGUGCUGCCCAACAAAACGUUUACACAGUAUUCACUUUAGUUUUAAUAGCUGUCGUGGCAAUUUUGUUCCAUUAAGAAAACUGUAGUCACAUACUCAUUGUUCUGAUAUAAGCAAAGUGUUGGGUUUUUGUACUUAUGUAUUAACACGAGUAUGAGAGCAAGUAUUUAUGAAACCAUAAUAUUUAAUAUAAAUAAAACCAAAUAAAAUUAAAUUUAAAAUCUUACA